CUGUGUGAUCUGAGUCUGUGUGCGUUCGUGUGUGUGUGCGCUGCUUGGUGACGUAGGCGCGUGCAUGUGUGCCCCGGUCACAGCUCCUUUCAGCAUGGCCGGAGGAGAGGUGUACUGGCAGACGCAUGACACACACAGAUCAGACUAUUUCUGUGUUGCAGAUGUGCAGUAAAGAGCCAAAGACCCAGUACUGUCUCCUGCCUCUUACUCUUACGCCAGAACACAACGCAACGACAACAGGCGUAACACUUGAACGGGUUACAUUGGUGCCGUGACCCUUUGGAUUCAUCAAGCAUCGACGUCAUCUCGAUCGCCGUGGGGAGCUCUUCGCAAUUGCCCUUGUUCCAAGUUGGUUGCUUUUCCUAACUUGUGUGGGACUUUUUGAAUGAGCCUGGACAUUUAAUCUGCUCAAUUCUGGUCCUGAUUAACAUUAAGUUUUUGCUUUUGUACAGUUACACUAUUUUGAAUCUUGUGUUUUUUGUGAUUGUGCUUUAUUCAUCAUUAUGGAGUCAGCAUCUGGUUCAGAGGCAACUGGUGUUCCUGAUGGGGAGGUUUCCUCUAAUGUUAGUUUGGGGCGAGGGUGGUUUCUUGGGGAUGGGUUUCAGACACCUAAAGUUGGUGUGUCGUUUGCUCCCAAGUUUUGUUCCACUCGUCUCCAGGUUCCCCCCUGUGACAUUCAGACCCAACAGACGUCUGCCAAUGCUGAGUUGAGUACACUCAUCUCAGAUUUGGCCAAUCAGAUUGGUCAGUCCAUUGUUGCCCAGCUGCAAGGUGAUAAAGGGACCAGUAUGCCUACUGAAGCCUCUAAGGCUGAGCAGGGACCCCCUGAGCUAAAUUUGUCUGGGGUGAAACUUGUCUUGCAAUCAGACGUCAAGGAGCCGCCAGUUUUCAGGGGUGACGGCAGUGAUAAAUUCUCCAUUCAUGAAUGGGUGGAAAUGAUGGAAAUGUACUUUGUAAGACGCAACACACCGACAGAUCAGCGAUCACGUGACAUAUUGGCUAGGUUGAUGGGGAAGGCUAAGGAUGUAGUGAAGGUCACCCUACGUCACAACCCCUCACUUGACCAUGUCCAGGUUCCUGAAUUGAUCUUUGACAUUCUGAAACAGCACUUUAGUGUAUUGACUUACUCUUCUAUGCCUAUGGCUGACUUCUAUAACACUAAACCAUUACAACAUGAGGGAGUGAUGGAAUAUUGGAUAAGGCUAAACAAUGCUAUUGACGUUGCUGACGAGUGCUUGCGUAGGCAGGGGCGUAAUGUUGAGGAUCCGGGACGUGAGGUCUCGAUGAUGUUCAUCAAGUAUUGCCCUGACCCCAUCCUCUUGAACAGGCUCAGCAUCAAAGCAGCUGAGGAGUGGACAACCACUGAGGUUCAAGAACGCAUUGAUAGCUUCCAGCGUGAACUCAGGGCACGCAGUCAGGGCAGUUUCCACACCUCACAGAGGCAAGAGGUUAGCCACAACUGCUCUAUUGUGCCUCAAGAAGUGAUGGCAUCACAGCCUGUGCAGGCCAGUGUCGCCUUGCAGUCUCAGCCUACAGCACCAGCCUCAAACCUUGCUUGUCAGCUUUCGCCCACAGCAGCUUGCUUCACUCCUGUUCUGACUGAUGUCUCGACAGCCUGUCUCUCUGGGACAUCAGUGUCUUCUUGCCCGGUGCCUACACCUACUCCUCAGUUCCAGCAGUCCCCAACAUGUCCUGUGAUCACUCAGUCUAGUCAGCAGUCAGUUGGUUGCAAGCUUGGUUUGACUAACACCCAAGCUUUUGAUGUGACUGGCAUGCGCGCUCUGAUCAGCCUCUUGGAUCGCGUGAUGGCAUGUCAGAAUGUGCAGUCUGCAGCCCUGGCAUCUGCACCUUCUCAGCGUUUUAACCGCGGGCCCUUCCUUAAGAAGAGUUGUCAGGUCUGUGGCAACACUGGUCAUUCCACUCACAUGCACUGCAGGAGAGAGGAUCUCUGUCUUGCAUGCUUUGCUCCUGGUCAUUGGAAAAAGGACUGUCACAGUCGUCGUGAGGGAUGGGAGGCCGGAGCUGCCGCGAGGCGGAGUUGGCCUUCGGAAAACUGAAUCACCCACACUUGGAGAGGGGCAGUGUGGGGGAUGAACCUAAUACCCUCAAUCCUGAUGAAUCGGAUCUUGAACUUCUUUAUGUCAACACCUGUUCGACAACGCCAGAGGGAUACCGUGUCGUGGUUCAGGGACCAGCAGUAGUGCCUACAUUCAGUGAAUUAUUCUACACCCAAGUUGCAGUGAACGACAAGGUUAACUUGAGGGGCAUGAUGGAUUCCGGGUCCAUGGCUUGCACUAUGAGUGAGGAGGCCGAGAAGUCGCUUAGAGAAGCUGGAGCUCUUGUGAGUGAACCGCAGUCAGCAGAACGUAUUGUGCUGGUUGGCUGUGGUGGGAAGCAGACCCACCCAAAAUCUGUUUAUGACUUGGCACUUACUGUCCACGGUGUGAAGUGCAUGGUGCCAGUCUUGGUGGUGUUGGGCCAGCGGGAUGAGCUCAUCAUCGGCUCCAAUGUCCUCAAGUACCUGAUGCGAGUUAUGAAACAUUCUGAUGACUAUUGGAAGCUUGUGUCUGUGGGGAGCAAGCACUCGCUCCUUGACUAUGAGCACUUCUUGGACAUGAUGUCGUGCACCACCAGAUGGAGGGGUGAAGAGGUUCCUGACAAAAUUGGCACUGUGAAACUGCCUCGUGCUGUGACACUACUCCCACAGUGUGAGCAUCUGGUAUUGGGCAGACUGCCCAGCAAUGUGCCAGUCUCUCCAGGCAGCACGAUCAUUGUGGAACCUUGGACCUCUGGGUCUGGGCCGAGAGACGUUCUUGUUGGCCGGGUGAUCACGUCCAUGUGGGGCGAUCGGUGGGUGCCGUUGAAUAUGACCAAUCUCUCCGCAAAACCAGUGACCUUGAAACGCAACUCGAGGGUUGCUGUUGUUUCAUCUUGCCUUGCGGUGGAGGACCUUGAUUUCCCGCAGGACUCCUGCAAGGUGGCGAGUAUGGCCCAGGCACAAGUCAGUGGGCCAGCCGCUACCGAGGCUGACUUGAAUGACAGGUUGUGUUCCCUCGGUUUGGGUGACCUUGACAUUGACUCAUGCCAUGCCAGCUUACAUUCAAAGAGAGAGCUUGUUGAGCUAGUUGAGCAGUAUGAGGACAUCUUCUCUAGACACCCGCUUGACUGUGGCGAAGCUAAACGCUUUGUACAUCGGAUCCACCUGACUGAUGAACGCCCAUUCCGCAUGCCUUACAGAAGAGUGCCUCCUGCUCAUUACCAACAACUAAGGCAGGUACUCACUGACAUGGAGGAGAAAGGGAUUAUUCGCAAGUCCAUCAGCGAGUAUGCAUCCCCCCUCGUCAUGGUCUGGAAGAAGGACGGUGGAUUGCGGAUUUGUACGGACUUCAGGUGGUUGAAUGCGCGAACUCUUAAGGAUGCGCACCCACUCCCUCACCAAGCAGAUUGCCUUGCCGCGCUUGGGGGCAAUGCCUUCUUCAGCACGAUGGAUUUAACUUCCGGGUUUUACAACAUUCCAAUGUGUAAGGAGGAUAAGAAGUACACCGCUUUCACAACGCCUGUUGGCCUGUACGAAUACAACCGGAUGCCACAAGGGCUCUGCAAUUGCCCAGCUUCAUUUAUGCGCAUGAUGCUGAACAUCUUUGGUGACCUCAACUUCACCAGUCUGCUCUGCUACUUGGAUGACCUCCUGGUCUUUGCUCCCACUGAAGAGGAGGCCCUGUGCCGGCUCAGAGCUGUUUUUCAAAGGUUGAGAGACAACAAUCUCAAGCUGAGUCCAAAGAAGUGUCAUCUGCUGCGGAAGUCAGUCAAGUUUCUUGGUCAUGUCAUCGACCAGACCGGAGUCGCUGUGGACCCUGCUAAGGUGGAAGUGAUUUCCAAGAUGCCAAAGGAAGCUCUGAUGGAGAAGGAUGGUUGCACUCCUUCUGUGAAAAGGAUUAAGUCCUUUUUAGGAAUGGUCUUUUUCUAUCAGUGCUUCAUUCCUGGUUGCUCAGCCAUUGCCAAGCCUCUGUUUGCUCUGACGGCUGGCCAGAAGAGGAAGGGACGGACUAGUCAGGCUGGGAGGGGUGCUGGCAUGUUUAGGAAGUUGACUGCUGCAGAUUGGAGCCCUGCGUGUGACAAGGCCUUUCAUAAACUGAAGGACGACCUCCUUAACUGUGCCGUGUUGGCUCAUCCUGACUUUUCACGACCGUUCAUUUUGUCUGUGGAUGCUUCUCUGGAUGGACUGGGAGCGGUUUUAUCACAAUUGCCUAUCGACGAGGAUAAGGCACGCCCUAUUGCUUUCGCGAGCAAAGCGUUAAGCAGGUCACAGCAGAGAUACCCAGCCCAUCGCCUAGAGUUCAUGGCCCUGAAGUGGAGCAUCUCUGAAAAGUUCAGCCACUGGUUGAAGGGGCACGAGUUCACAGUGUGGACUGACAACAACCCGCUCGUUCAUAUAUUGACCAAGCCCAAGCUGGACGCUUAUGAACAAAGGUGGGUGGCCAAGCUGUCAUCCUACAACUUUGAUUUGAGGUACAUCCCAGGUCGAAAGAAUGUUGUAGCGGAUGCACUCAGUCGUGACCCCUUCACCUAUUCUAUUGGUGGCCGCUUGCUUCAGGAGCCCUACGAGCACUUGGUGCGGAAUGCAGACGGUGCGGCAGCUCAUGAGGUGCAGGACGCUUUCAGGUUUGGUGUCCAAAAUCUUCAGGUUGCCCAACAACCUGCUCCAGCUCUGACCUCAGAAGAUUCCUACAGUUUGUCGGAAGUCAAGGCUACCUUGGUUCACCAUGAUUACUGGGAAACCACUGCGGAGAAUAGAGCUGUCUCCCUUCUCCACCUUGUUCAGCAGUUGCAGCCAGUUGGCAAUGAUGUACUGCCAUCACUUACCUUGCAUGAGCUGGAGGACCACCAACUUCAAGAUCCUGUCAUCUCCGCUGUCCUGCCACUCAUAGCCCGCAGGAGGCGCCCUUCCAGGCGUGAGAGACAUGAUAUGGAUUCCAGGGCACUGGCCUUAUUGAAGCACUGGGAGAGGUUCAAGGUUCGGGAUGGCAUUCUCUACAGGGAGACGAGAGACCCUGUGAGCAAAACAAAGAGACUCCAGUUGGUGUUGCCAGCGAAUUUACGGGCACAGGCCUUGAAAGGUGUCCACGAUUUGGCAGGGCACCAGGGUCAAGUUCGGACCCUCCACCUAGCAAGGCAACGUUUUUUCUGGCCCAAUAUGGAGAGGGAUGUGAAGGAGCAUGUUCGGUGCUGUGGAAGGUGCAUACUCGCCAAGACUCCAGAGCCUGCAGCACGAGCCCCAUUAGAGAGCAUUAAGACCUCUGCUCCCAUGGAGCUCAUCUGCAUUGACUUUUGGUCAGCAGAGGACAGAAAGAAGCGCUCUGUUGAUGUGCUUGUGGCAACUGACCACUUCACGAAGAUGGCCUUUGCUUUCCCGUGCAAGAAUCAGACUGCCAAGCAGGUUGCCAGAAAGUUGUGGGACUUUGUUUUUUGUGUAUAUGGUUUUCCUGAGCGUAUUCACUCAGACCAAGGUCCCAGCUUUGAGAGUGAAUUGUUUUCUGAGCUUCUGCAGAUUUCGGGCGUUGCCAAGUCUCACACUACUGCUUAUCACCCUAUGGGCAAUGGUGGCACGGAGCGGUUCAACCGCACACUUGGCAAUAUGCUGCGAGCUCUCCCUCUCAGAGCCAAACAGGAAUGGCCGCAGCAGAUUCAGACAUUGACCUUUGCUUAUAAUGCAACUGUUCACGAGACUACUGGAUAUGCCCCAUUCUACUUGAUGUUCGGCCGUGUCCCACGACUACCGGUCGACGUUCUGUUCAAGUCUGUUUUGCAUGAUCCCAUUGUGGUGGACUUUAACAGCUACUCCCAGCUUCUUCUUUCAUACUUGUCUGAGGCUGCCAAGAUCGCCCAGGAGCACACCAGCAAUGAGCAGGAGCAUCAGGCUCGUCAGUACAAUAAGAAAUUCAAGGGUGUGUCUCUGAAUGUUGGGGAUCGCGUGCUGCUUGCCAAUAAAGGCGAGCGGGGCAAGAAGAAGCUUGCAGACAAGUGGGAACCUCGGGUUUAUACUGUUGUGGAGAGGCAUCCCAGGACCCACAUUUACAGGAUCAGUGACUCUUCAGGCCAGAGUAAGGUUGUACACAGAAACCUUCUGUUGGAUGUGAGUUUCCUUCCUGUUCAGGAUGCAUUGGGGAGUCAGUCCCUGGACGUUUUCUCCAGUGAGGGGGAUCUCAGUGCUUGUGGGGAUCUGGAGGACCCUGGCAGUCUAGAGACAGAGUCUACCGCAGCAAGGACUUCCUUGUGGGUCCUUUCGGAUUUGAGCCAUGGGGUGGAUGUGGAUUCUGUGGUAGGAGAGCAGGCCUCACGGUCCACGGAUCGUCAGCAUGGUUCAUGUGAUGGUGCGGAUGUGGACAAUGCCUUACCUGACUCUCAGACUUGCACAACUCACACUUCAGCAAGCCCUUCUGGUCAGACCCAGCACUUUGCUCUUCCUACUCCAGUUGACUGUUCCGCUACUUCUGAUGUGACACAGUCUGGCACAGUUUCUGCUCCAGGUGCCUGUCAUGGGGACGCUGCUGUUCCGCAGACUGUUCCUGUUUCUGGCUCAGACAUGAAUCAGACCUCUGGUCGGCCGUAUCCUGGGCAGCCAUCCAACUUGCCAAGACAUGACCCUGACCGUGCCAAUGUUCGAGGCAGAGUGGUUACCAGAGCAGGUCGGGUGGUAAAGUCAGUCAACAGGCUGAUAGAAAACAUGGUCCAGAAGCCUAUUACAUGGGGCCUGCUACCGCCACGGGAGGCUCGGCCUCUGACAUAGACUGUUUUUUGGUCAUCCCAUUGCGUAUAAUGAAUGUGUAUUUCCUUGAGGCAUCAUGACGCACUCACUGUGCGUGUCUAAUGGGACCACGUUUGAUGAGGUGUAGGCUGCACCUUUGUGUUCUGAAAGGGUUGGAGGCCUGAUCAACCUAUCCAACUUCUUUUAAUCCAUUUACGGAUAGUUUUUUAACUGAACUAUGGGAUAAGAUCCUUGGGUUGCCUGGUCCGGAGGUAAUGGUAGUUCAGCAUCGUUGUGCCUCUUGGUAUUGCAGUACCAUUCAGAUGUGUAGUGAUUUUGGUGAAAUUCAGGGGGGGUGAAUGUAACAUAUGUGUUAAAUACUUGUGAAUUUCACCCAAAACACCUUCUUUUGGAUUAAAUAUGUCAUUUUGCAUCUCACUCUCCUACCUGUGUGAUCUGAGUCUGUGUGCGUUCGUGUGUGUGUGCGCUGCUUGGUGACGUAGGCGCGUGCAUGUGUGCAGGGCUGGACUGGGACAAAAAAUCGGCCCGGGCAUUUUGACUAGAGA
Molecule: messenger RNA, 7311 nt
Organism: Oreochromis niloticus (Nile tilapia)
Lineage: Eukaryota; Metazoa; Chordata; Actinopteri; Cichliformes; Cichlidae
Exons: 2
Coding region: 2009-6787 (1592 amino acids)
Biological process (GO): DNA integration
Molecular function (GO): nucleic acid binding
Source: RefSeq, a predicted model, not a curated record